AUGAUGUUGAAUAAUAAUAUAACAACGUUAGCUUUAAACAUACCAAAAGAUAAAAAAAAAAAAUGCUAUAACCUUUUCAUAAAAAAAGUGAAAGUUUUGUUAUUUUAUAUAAAAAAAAGAGUUAUUGAUAUAUCAUGUUAUUUAAAAAGUUAUAGCUCUAAAAAUCGUUAUCCUUUUUACGACGAUCCAUAUGAUUAUGAGGAGAAAUAUGAAAAAGGAAAGAAUGUAUAUGUAUAUGCAUUAUUAUAUCCUAUAAUAAAUAGUUUAUAUAAUAUUAUAAAUCUAUUGUAUACUAUAUCAUUGAAAUAUUUUUUAUAUGUUUUCUUUAACGCUAUUAGAAAAAAGAAAAGAAACAAAUUGAAUGAUAAUAUUAAUAGAAUAAAAUUAGAAAGGAAUAAAACGCUUUUGAAAAAUUAUGAUCGUUGUAUAUUUUUAACAAAUGAUAUGAAUAAUUGUAUAUCUCACAAACAGAUUAUAGAAAUCUGUAAGAAUUUUAUAAUCAAUGUAAUAUAUGAUGUAGAUAAUUUAGAAUUUGAUAAUAAUGAUAAGGAUAAAAUAUAUAAAUGUUUAAAUAAUUGUGAGAAUAUAAAUAGAAUGAAAGAAAUUUUCAUAAAAAAAAUUAAGAAUUUAUAUAAUUUUGAUUUUGAAAAUGCUCUAUAUAUAAGUGACGAAUCAUUAAUAAAAAGAAAAUUACAUUUUAAAAAUACAUAUGAAAGUAAUCCUUUUUCUUUUUAUAAAAAUAAAGAAAAAAAAGGAAAAUAUGAAAAAAAAUUGGAUCUUAUAAAUAUGUAUGAUGAACUAUAUCUUCAUGCAUAUAUUAUCAGAAAUAAUAUAAAUAUAAAAAAUAGCAAGAAUAUUAUAAAGAAUGUGUAUAAUAAAAAUAUCUUUUCUAUAUUAAUUAAUAUAUUCUUUAAAAACUGUACAAAUGUUAUAUUUGUAAUUUUUGUAAUAGCAUGUAUAUUUCAACAAAUACGAAUAAUUAAAACUAGUCAUUAUAUAUAUUUUGUGCAAAUCUUUUAUUUUAUAUUUAUAUGUUGCAUAUUAAGAGAUAUAUGUAUUAUUAAAAAGAAGAGAGAACAUAUCAAACAGAUAAAAAGGAAAACGUACAAACGACUUACACCUUUGGGGUUAAUAGAUGUCCUUUAUUGUGAUAUUAAGGUUGGAGACAUUUUGUAUAUACCCCAAUUUGAGGUAAUACCAGCUGAUAUAAUUUUACUAAAAAAUUGUACGAAUGAUGAUAUAUUAAUUUCGUCAAAAAAUCAUGAUGGAUAUAAAGAUUUAAAAAUAAAGAAAUGUGUAAAGGUAACUAAUAUAUUAGCAAAUAUUUAUGACCUAUUUUUAAUGAAAAUAAAAAUUCUUGUUGAAAAACCUCAUUGCCAUUUUGAUCGAAUGAAAGGAUUAUUAUUGUUGUUAAACUCUAGUGAGGUUACUAACACAAUUGUAAAUGAUAUAACAACUUUAGAAAAUAUAUAUUUUGGAAAAUCAAAUAUAUAUAAUAUGAGGAACAAGGAUAUUAAUAAGGAUAAUAUCUCAAUAUGUCAAUUUAGUUUUAUAUAUAUCAUACAAGAUACGUAUGUUGAAUUGUAUUAUAAUUUUCUUAAAUAUUUAUUUGCUAGGUGCAUACUUUGUUCAAAUAACAGAGUGGAGGAAAAUAAAACAAAUAAAAUGUUGAGUUGUAGUCAUUUUUUUUUGAAUAAUACAAAGGAUAUUUCAACAAGACAGCUUCAAAAUAAUCAUAAUAAUAAUAUUAAUAGUUCUUAUUUUAAAGGAAAUGAAAAAAGUAUUCAUUCUAGUAGUGAUAGUUGUAGUUAUAGUAGCGAUAUAUAUUUAUGUAUGAAUAAAAUAGAUUCGUAUCCUAUAUUUCACAAUUUGAAGGAUGAACAUAUAAAUAGUAAAUAUGAUGUUAUAAAACAUGACGGAAAUAAUAAAAAAGUAGAAAGAAUUAAGUCAGAUUAUAUAUCAGAAGAGUAUAAUAAUAGAUUUGGUACUUAUUAUGAUGAUAUUUUUAAUUUAAAAGAAAAAAUAAAUAAUAAAUUAUUUAGAAAAUAUAAGGAGUCCAUAAAUAUUGAUAAUGUAAUAUGGGAUGAAUGUAGGCUUAUUCAAAGUUCGAUUUAUGGUUUAGUUAUAUAUACAGGUAUAGAUAAAAAGUCUAAUAUUAUAAAUCAAAAUAAUAAAAUAAAAGAAAAGAGAAAAAACGAUAUUUUAUUUUUUAAUGAUAUUAAUUAUAAAAUGAAAAUAUUAUUACUUACAGUUAUAUCUAUUAAUUGUAUUCUUUCUAUAAAUGAACAAAAUAUAUUAGACCAAAAUAUAUUUCUUAUAUAUAUAAAAUAUUUCUUUUUAUUAUUAUUUCAUUUACCAAAUAUUAAUUGUUGUUAUAUAUUUAUUAUUCAUAAGUUAUAUUCAUUUAUAUUAUGGACUAAUAAUAAUAAUAAUAUAAUAAUAAAUACAAAUAUACAUACAAAUACUAAUACACAUACACAUACACAUACACAUACACAUACACAUUUUAAUACACAUACAAAUAUAUAUACACAUACAAAUGAAUACAAAAGGGAUGAUCAUUUUAAUAAUUAUAUAAUAUAUAACUAUAAUAUAAUGAAAUCUUUGUAUAACACACAAUACAUUUUAUACGAUAAAAUUGGUACUUUAACAAAAGAUAAUCUUCUUAAAAUACACAAGUUUGAUUUUAUAUUUGAUGAAUUUUUAAUAGAUACAUAUAGUGCUCUCUUCUUUCAAACCUUCUUCAAAAUUGUAGAUUUCAAAAAAUUCUUUUCCAACAAUAUAAAUGAGAAUAAUGAUAAGGAGAUCAAUAAAAUGAUAUUACAUAAUAUUGAUAAAAACUAUGAUACUUAUAAUAUUAUAAAAGAUACUUCUAAAGUAUAUAAAAAUAUUUUUAAUAAAAUAUUAAGUUAUAGUUCUAGUGAAAUCAAUAAAAUAUUCUUAACAUUUUUAUGUAUAUUAUUUUGUAAUGAUAUUAUAAUAACAAAAGUGAAACGUUUAAAAAAAGAGGAGAAAAUAAAAGAAAGAGACAUAUAUAAUAUUAAAGAUACACAUAUAUAUAAUAUUAAAGAUAAACAUAUAUAUAAUAUUAAGCAUAAAAUAUUAUUUUCAACAAAAGAAGAUGAAACUUUAUUUUUGAAUUUUUUAAGGUUUUUAGGAAUACAGUUAUAUUAUAAAAAUGAUUAUAUGUUUCUCCUUUGUAUAAAAAAUAAUAUAUCUUUAAAAAGUUGUGGACACAUUACAAAAGAGAAAGAAAAAAAAAGAUAUAGAAAAAAAAACAAUAUAUUAAAUAAACAGGUUAAUAAGGUAAAGCACCGAAAUAUUGAUUUACAACAAAUUUAUGGAUUUAAAAAGAAUAAAAAUUGUGGUAAAAAAUGGAGUGUUAAAAAAAAUAUAUUCUUUAGUAAUUCUUUAAAAAAGGAUCAUAUUUUUAAUUACUCAUAUGCCGAGAGUCAAACAAGUAUAAAUAUUAUAAAAAAAAAUAAAGGAAUAAAAAAUAAGCAUCCCCAUAAAUUUUAUGAUAAUUUCAGAAACAAUCAUAAAAAUGAAUAUAAUUCUACUAGUCAAAGUGAUUACUGUUGUAAUGAUAAUGAUAAUGAUGAUGAUGAAUAUACGUCUAAUAAUUGUAGUGAUAGUGAUACUUCAGGAUGUCCAGAUUUUAAAGGAAUAAAAAGGAAUCAUCACGAUAUUCAUUGUAACAAUAAAAGAGAAUUAAAAAAAAAAAAUGUUUAUCAAGAUGAAUACAAGAAAAAACAAACAGAAUGUACUUUUCAAAUAUUAGACAUUUUUCAAUCAAAACAACCAUAUAAACUUAUAUCUAUUUUAAUGUUAUAUAAUAAUCAAAUAUAUUAUUUAUUAAAAACAUAUGAUGAAUAUACUAUUUAUAUGUUAUGUGAUCAAGAAAGUAAUGAAACCAAUAAAGAGAAAAUCAUAAAAUCUGUACAGUAUUUAUUAAAAAAUGGAUUUGGUAUAUUAUUAUUUGGUUAUAAAGUUGUUCCAAAAAAUGAAUAUGAAAUAUAUAAAAAGAACUGUACAAAGGAAAAUAAAAAAAAUUAUUUCCAAAAUGUAUUUAAUAGGAAUGUUACUAUAUUAGGUAUUUUUUCCUUCAAAGAAGAAAUUAAAAAUGGUUCAAAGCAAAUUAUAAAUCUUUUUAAAGAAGCUGGUAUAAAAACAUGGAUUUUAUCUAGUGACAAAAAAAGAAAUCUUCUAUCCAUUUGUAAAUCGAUAGAUUUAAUAAAAGAAGGUACUAUCACUUGUUAUUUGAAUAAAAAUAAAUUAAUAAGAAUAUAUAAAAAGGAUAAUACAGCUACAACAACUACUACUACGACUACUACUAUUAAUAAUAAUAAUAAUAAUAAUGAUAUAUUGUUUGAUUGUUACAAAAAUGAAAAUGUAAUUGAAACUUAUAUAAAUAAAUCAUACAAUAAUAAAAUAACAAGCAUAGAUAUGUGUAAACAAAAAUGUUCUAAUGAUACUUUUCUUAUAUUGAAUAAUACUAAUAUCAAAUUUGAUGAUAUGAAUUCCACAUUAUUACUAUCUAAUAAUAGAAUGAAUAUAUCAAAGGAAAUGACUUAUUGUUAUAAGAAUAUAAAUACAUGUAAUAUAAAUAAAUGCCCUCAACUUUUGAAGAAUAAUGAUAUAUGCAAAAAAAAAAAUGUAGAUAACAAAAUGGUACAGAUGGAACAGGAAAAUUGUGAAAGAUCAUUAUUAAAUAAUAAUUCUAAUAGUUUUAAUAAAAAUGUCUGCAUUCAUCAGAAUAUAUUAAGAUAUAUUACUAUCAGAGGGAAAGGUUCCCAUGAUGCAAGAAACGAAUUAGAUAUUUCUUAUAUUUUAAAAAAGGAUAAAAAAGCUUGUUAUAUUUUAAAGUGUAUGUUAUAUUAUAAUUUUGAUGAAAAUUAUAAAGGCAAUUCAAAAGUGCAUAAUAAUUAUAGUAAAGAGAAAAUAAAUAAUGAUCUUAUGAAAUUGAAUGAUAUAAAAAGUGUUGUAUAUAUAAUUAGUGGUGAUAUUGUUGAAUAUUAUUUAAAGUAUGAUGAAAUUAAUUUUAUAAAUGUAUUAAAAAAUUCAAAGCUGGUUUUAUUUUAUAAAUGUAAUUGUAUUGUUAAGGGUAAAAUUGUUCGUGCUCUAAAAAAAUAUAGUAAGGAUAAUAUAUGUUCUGUUGGAAAUAAUAUAAAGGAUAUAAAUAUGUUUAAAGAGUCUGAUAUAUGUAUAUUUAUAGAUAAUAAUAAUAAUAAUAAUAAUAAUGAUAGUAAUUACAAUGUGUGUAAAUUAUAUGCUGAUUUGGUAUUAAAAAAUUUUGAUGAGUUAGGUAAUUUCUUUUUUAUAUAUGGAAAAAAAAUAUAUGUAAAUUUUAUUUUAUUAAUAAAAGGCAUAUAUUAUAGAGGUAUGAGUUUACUUUUCUUACAAUUUUAUUUUUCUUACUUUUUUAAGUGUAAAAUUUGUAUCUUUUCAAAUACAUUUUUAUUUAUCUAUUUUGUAUUAUUUUUAAUGAUGACAAGUAUUUGUAUUAUUUGUUCUUUAAAAUGUAAUGAUAAAUAUGAUGAUAUUCUAUAUAAUAGUAAUAAGAAUGUAUUAAAUAAGAAUUUUUUAUUUAAGAACCUGUUAAAAAUAGAUAAUUUUACUCUAAUAUCUUUUUAUAAAACUUUAUUGUUUUGUUUAAAUGAAUCUUGUUUAAUAUUUAUUCUAAGUUAUUAUUAUUUUUUAAAUAUAAAUUAUGAAAUAAAUACAUUAACAACCUUAUUUAUUACACAUAUAUUCAAAUCUUUAUUUCUAUUUAUUGAGACAUAUAAUUAUUUAAUCAUAUUUAUUAUAAUACAUUUAUUAUUUAUUAUUAUAUAUAUUUUCAUAUUAUUACUUUUACACAAAUAUCAUUUUAUAUACUUUAAUAUAACAAUAGAAAUUAUAAAAAAUAAUCUAAUUGUUAAUAGUAUAAUUAAUUUUCCAUCAUGUAUGUAUUAUAUAUAUAUAUAUAUAAAAAAAAAAAAAAUACAACAAUAUCAUCAAUAUGAAAAAAAAAUUCAUAUUAAAUAA
Plasmodium falciparum 3D7 is the source of this 6027-nucleotide messenger RNA. RefSeq names its product putative aminophospholipid transporter. The coding region runs from base 1 to 6027 and encodes 2008 amino acids. Gene Ontology annotation, cellular component: endomembrane system. The transcript has 2 exons. The record is from RefSeq and is a predicted model, not a curated record. Lineage: Eukaryota; Apicomplexa; Aconoidasida; Haemosporida; Plasmodiidae.